Cucumis sativus (cucumber) is the source of this 1633-nucleotide messenger RNA. RefSeq names its product probable glutathione S-transferase. Gene Ontology annotation, cellular component: cytoplasm. The record is from RefSeq and is a predicted model, not a curated record. The transcript is spliced from 2 exons. Gene Ontology annotation, biological process: glutathione metabolic process. Lineage: Eukaryota; Viridiplantae; Streptophyta; Magnoliopsida; Cucurbitales; Cucurbitaceae. Gene Ontology annotation, molecular function: glutathione transferase activity. The coding region runs from base 612 to 1289 and encodes 225 amino acids.
CUGAAAGGGCUUGGCCAAGUUCCAUGGAGCUUCACUUCUGUCAUCUUCAAUGGAGGAUUUGUUCAAUUUGAAGUUCAAAUGAAUGAAGGAAUUAUCGUUUGUGUAAUCCUCUCUUUAGUACUUCUUUUGUUUUGAUUGUGACGGUAAAUAUUGAUUGAACUCAUUUCCUACGAAUUUAACUCAAUGGAUAUAGAAAUCUAAAUUAGUUGGGGUUAUAAACCAUGUAGACAAAAUUUACCAAAUCCAAAUCUCAAAACUUAGGAGCUCUUCUGAACAUUGAUUAAUUACAUAAGCUCAUGCGUAUGAUGUUUGAAACUUACAUAUUAUAUAGUAAUAUUGCAAGUGCUUUUUGGACUACUUAUUUUAGUGUUUACAAUUUAAAAAUCAUCCGAAAACACAUUUCAAACCAACUCAAUUAAAUAAUUCAUUCAUACUUUACUAUUCAAUUAAGAAUACUAAAUGGAGCGAAAAAUUCAAUGAAACAUUGUAAUUUUUAAAACCAUUUGUGGAUGGAUUUUUCGUACUUUUGAUUCUUGAACCCCAAGAAACAUCACUACAAAAGUGAUUUUCCCUCAAUUCUUGAGCUUCAGAAUCCCCCAUUGACGAAGAAGAUGGAAGAAUUGAAACUCCAUGGAACUUGGCCAAGCCCUUUCAGUUACAGAGUCAUUUGGGCUUUGGCACUCAAAGGCAUUCCCUACCAAUACAUUGAAGAAGAUCUCUCCAACAAAUCUCCUCUGCUUUUGCAAUACAAUCCCGUUCACAAGAAGAUUCCGGUCCUCGUCCAUGCCGGAAAACCCAUCUCCGAAUCCAUGAUCAUUCUCGAAUACAUCGAACAAACAUGGCCGCAAAAUCCCUUGCUGCCUUCCGAUCCUUACGAGAGAGCCACCGCUCGAUUCUGGAUCAAAUUCAUUGACGAUAAGGGCACGGUGGUUUUUAAGAUAUUUCGUGCGAAGAAUGAGGAAGAACGGGAGGAUGCGAAGAAACAGAGCUUGGAGAUGCUGAGAACCGUCGAAGAAUGGGGAUUCAGCGGCGGAGAGAGGAAAUUCUUCGGCGGAGAUGAUAUCGGAAUGGCGGAUUUGGCGUUCGGCGCUAUUGCGUAUUGGUUGGGAAUGAUUGAGCAAGUGACGGGAGUGAAAUUGUUGGACGUCGACGAGUUCCCUCAGGUGUGUGGUUGGAUUGGAAGAUUCAAGGAAGCGCCGGUGAUCAGAGAUAAUCUGCCGGACUGGAACCCCAUGAUGGAGAAUUUCCGUCGCCGGCGGGAGCAACUGUUGGAAUCUGCGAAAACAUAAAAGUAGUUUUUCUUUUCUUCACAUAAGAAUUGAUUAAUACUAAACUUUGGAGUUCAUAAUUCCAUAUAUACUUCUAAAGUUUUCUUGAAUAAAAUAGCCCCAAAGGAAGAAUCGAAGACACACAAGACCCCAAAUCACUACAAGUCUUAUGACUAGAUUGUUAUAAAAGUAGUUUGUAUGCAAGAACAAAUUGUGAACUUGUUUCUAAAGUUCAUAGUUAGUAAAAAAAUGAAAAAAAUCAAUAAUUAAAUAUAAGUUUAUACUAUAUUUGUGAUUAUAUAAUACAUCGUGUAUAAGUACGAGAAUAGCUUAUAUUUACUUUGGUUUUGUGGCCACCACAUUAA